Molecule: messenger RNA, 1223 nt
Organism: Armigeres subalbatus
Lineage: Eukaryota; Metazoa; Arthropoda; Insecta; Diptera; Culicidae
Gene: natalisin
Exons: 2
Coding region: 104-1030 (308 amino acids)
Source: RefSeq, a predicted model, not a curated record
CAGCAGUACGAAAAAGAUGCUCACGUUGAGCAAGAAUCGAGCUUUCUAGGAUAAGUUUGAGGUUAAGUUUGUUGAGACAUUCUCAACUAGUGGCAACAGGAAUAUGAAGCCUAUUAUAUCGCUUGGGGUUUGCGUGUUGUCCAGCUUGGUGGCACUGUUCGCUGUUGAAGCGUUUCCGUUUGAAACUCCCCGCGACAAACACUCGGCUGCGCCCAAAAAUUACCAGGACACAGUGAAACCAGUCGGAACAAAAAGUGCAGAACAAGUUCCUGAGUAUGUUCCCAGUGAUCUGGCAGGAGCAAACGAACAUCAGCAUGAGAAGAGAGAAACACUGACUCAUCCCAAUGCGGUGGAAUCGCUUCAGCUGGACAUGCAGCCACAGCACAUCCGCAUACCACCACGGCUACCCUUCUACGUUGAGGAACCGAACUACGUCGUAGUCAGGCGACCGUCGACCGCGGGAAUUGCCUUCAUUCCGCAGCGCGGUCGCAAAUCGGACCCCACCUCGAACACCGCCACCGCCCUGAAGAAACGCGAACUCUCCAUCCGACAGAUGCUCGACGGGCGCGAUUACUUCGUACCGAACCGCGGCAAGAAACGAGUCGGCAACGGGAUCUCCAAAAAGAUCAAAUUCGAUGAUAUUUUGAAUUCGGAUGAGCUGUUUAUACCAAACAGGGGAAAGAAGGAGCUUUUGGAUUUGUUCCCGGCCGUCGGCAGUGGCAAAAUCGUCAACGAGUUUCAACCAGUUUUCAGCAAGAAAAACGUCAUGAACGCCAUUCAAAAUAUUGGCAGCGCCGAUGUGGACUCGGGGGAAGAGCUGUUCUACCCAACCCGCGGCAAAAAGAACAUCUUGGAAAACCUUGCCCAAAACCAGGACACGUUCUUCUCGUCGCGUGGCAGGCGGAAUCCGGUCGCGUGGAGUCUGCUGAACGAUAACGGGCUGGGUCCGUGGGAAUAUGUGGUGGCCGCCGACGACUGUAGCAGUUCCGAAGCCGACCGGCAGUCAAUCGAUCGAUCGCUAUCAAUCUAACAAGAUUAUCACGUAAAGACAGAAAAUCCUCAAAACCGAAACCAAAGGCCAUUAAAAGGGGGACUGACGCGUUUCAUGAAUUUAUUAACCAGCUUGUUGUGAAGAAAUAAGUUUUUUUUUCACCUAGUGGAAGAUGAUAAAAUAUUCAUAGAAGAGAUAUUUAGGGGAUUGAAAUAAAAUCGAAAAAUGCUAA